AGAUCCCUGUAUGGACGAAGACAACCCCAACCUGCCUCUGAGGCCAAGGGACCAUCUACCCUUCUCUCCACACCACCUGUCUCUUAGAACAUGAACUCUCACUACUUUUACACAUCACCUCGACCUGCACACCACUUUUACAGAUCUAUGUAUCCCACCGUCAUCACCCCACCGAUGCAGUGGCCCAACAACUACAGUCUCUACCCUCCAUUUAUCCCCACCCAGUAUCAAUUCCCCUUAAACUUGGUCUCCAGGAGCACUAGGGGAUUCCAGGGAUCUGAUCCCAGCGCGUUCCACCACUAUCAUCAACCUUCUCCCCUGCCCUGGUGUAACUAUAGACGUAUGUCUAACCCUUACUGGAACUACCACCAGCGCCUGUAUGCCAAUCUUUCUGCUCCAGUGGCUCCUGUGGCCCCUACUCAAACCAGGCCCCAGAGGUUCCAGAACCAAGGAGGGACCUGGCCCGAGGGCUUCACCCUGAGAGGAGAGCUUGGCUGGGGCAGGCUGGAGAGGGUGUAUGGCCCCCGCAGGGAGCUGCCUGAGUUUGUGAGGGAGGACCUGCGGAGGGUGUACGGUACCUAUCCCCGGACGGAUGUUAGUAUCACCUACCAGGGAGGGGAGUACGUGGUGCGAGGGGAGACCCAUGUUGGGGAACAGGAGUACAGAGUGGAGAGGAGGAUAGUGAGGCAGCAGGAGAGUCCUGAGGGGGAUAGCAUGAGUGAGGUAGUAGAGAAGAGGAGGAGAAAGAUGAGAUGA
Messenger RNA from Salvelinus fontinalis (brook trout), 756 nucleotides. RefSeq lists its product as uncharacterized. The record is from RefSeq and is a predicted model, not a curated record. Lineage: Eukaryota; Metazoa; Chordata; Actinopteri; Salmoniformes; Salmonidae. Bases 91 to 756 code for a protein of 221 amino acids. The transcript has a single exon.